Messenger RNA from Neopsephotus bourkii (Bourke's parrot), 926 nucleotides. RefSeq names its product class II histocompatibility antigen, B-L beta chain-like. The record is from RefSeq and is a predicted model, not a curated record. Gene Ontology annotation, molecular function: MHC class II protein complex binding. Gene Ontology annotation, biological process: antigen processing and presentation of exogenous peptide antigen via MHC class II; immune response; positive regulation of T cell activation. NCBI's taxonomy places the organism in Eukaryota, Metazoa, Chordata, Aves, Psittaciformes, Psittacidae. The transcript has 6 exons. Bases 30 to 824 code for a protein of 264 amino acids. Gene Ontology annotation, cellular component: MHC class II protein complex; membrane.
ACUGGGAAGGGGAGUCUGCUGAGAGCGCGAUGGGCACUGGGGGUCCGCUGGGAGCGGCUGGGGCCGUGCUGGUGGCACUGGUGGCACUGGUGGCACUGGGAGCCCCCCCGGCUCAUGGCGAGGAGCUGUCGGGGAUCUUCCAGUUGGUGUUUAAGGCCGAGUGUCACUACCUCAAUGGCACCGAGCGCGUCCGGUUUCUGGAGAAGUACAUCUACAACCGGGAGCAGGACCUCUACUUCGACAGCGAUGUGGGGCACUAUGUGGGCAAUACCCCCGAGGGCGAGUUCCAAGCCAAGCACUUCAACAGCCAGGUGGAAAUACUGGAGCAGACACGAGCUGCAGUGGACACGUUCUGCCGGCACAACUAUGGGGUGUGGAGCCCUCUCACCGUAGAUCGGAGAGUGCCUCCCAAGGUCGAGAUCUUCCCGGUGCAGUCGAGCUCGGCGCCGCAGACCAACCGCUUGGCGUGCGCCGUGAGCGACUUCUACCCCGCGCCCAUCGAGGUGCGGUGGUUCCAGAACGGGCGCGAGGAGCUGCAGCGCGUGGUGUCCACCGACGUCAUCCAGAACGGCGACUGGACCUACCAGGUGCUGGUGAUGCUGGAAACCACCCCGCAGCGCGGUGACACCUACGCCUGCCAGGUGGAACACGUCAGCCUCCAGCAGCCCAGCGUCGUCCAUUGGGAGUUGACGGAUGGCAGCAAUAGCAAGAUGGUGACGGGCAUCGGGGGCUUCAUGUUGGGGCUCAUCUUCAUCGUGGUGGGGCUCAUCUUCUACAUGCGCAAGAAGGGCACUUACUUCCCCCCACUGCAGGCCAGCUCCUGAGCAAGCUCCUGCCCCACUGCACGCGGCUCCAAGCAGGCUCUGCCCCACAAGUGUUACCCCACAGCGACCCCUGGUGUCCCCAAUACCGGUUUCCCCCCCUCC